UGUACGCGUACAACUUGUUUGUGUAUAGAUCUAGAUCUAGCUUAGAUCUGAUCUACUUCUAGUUUAUUUCAUUAGUUUUUUUAUCAUUUGAAUCUUAAUAUUUAUUAUGAAUAUUUUGUAUUUAAAAACAAAUACAAAACUUGGUAACUUUACAGAAUAACUGGUACUGGAAAAUAUAACUGAAAAACUUGAACAUGACAUCACUUAUCACAGAGAGUGACCUGUCUUUUGAACCUAGAACAGAUAGUACCCUGGCACCUGAAAAUGAAAUAUUUCACUAUAGGCAACGUUUUCAGAGUAUGAAGCUAGUUUUGAAGGAACUUCAAAAUCAAAUAGCUAUUUAUAAGAAUCGAUGUUCAGGGGUAGAUACUGUGGCACUUAUGUUGAAGGAAUCCAAACAGGAAGUUGUCAAACUGACUCGGCAAUGUAAAGCUCUUGAUACAGCUGUAGCUAAUCUCCAGAAUAGGCUUGCAGCUAAUGGCUUAUCUAGCAGUGUAAACAUUGAAGAGAAUGAAAUGUUUGUACCCGGUGCAUCAAAACAAACAUUAGACAAUCUUGCUAGGGAAAAUGCUAGAUUGCGAAACCUUCUUAAAAAUACUGAAGUUCAGGCUGGGAAAAAACUAACAGAUGAUUUUCAUUCUUCAAAGCAAGCCAAUGAAUUAUUAGAAGACGAAAAUAUUCAGCUGAAAGCAAAGAUGGAAGAGUUAGAAAAACUACUAAGAGAAAAACAAGAUUUGGAGGAGAAACUAAAUGAAUAUAAAUUUAUUUCCAAUAAAAAUAAAAACGAAGAAAUAAAGAUUAGUAUAGGAUGUCAAACAUCAGAUAUGAACCAAAGUAAAAUCGAAGAACUAAGAAAAGCUUUGAAGACAAUCUCACAGCAGUGUCUAGUUCUGGACUCAGAUCUGGAGAGUAUUUAUUCCUAUAGCCUCUCUGUUGAUAGUACACCUUGUAAAGAGAAGAGUCCUGGUAUAGAUGAAAACACUUAUUUGGAAUUAGAAAGUCGGCUAAAUCAGGUCGUCCUUAUGAAUCAGCGAUGGCAGGCUCACAGUGAUAAUCAGGAACAGCAAGUUCACCUUCUUGGUGCUAGGAUAGCGGAGUUAGAACAGUUAACUCAGGAUUCUGAAAUGUUGAGAACUGAGUUGGAGGCUUUGAAACAGGAGAAUCAGAGGUUAAAACGUGAUGUGGAGAAUUUAACAAGAGAGCUGCAUCAGAGGAGAUCGCAGCCUCAAUAUGAUGCCAGCAUGGUGGAGAUCUUGAAGCAGCAGAUCCAGGUGUGCACCGAGGACUUCAACACUGAGAGGAAAGACAGGGAACAGGCUGUGAACAGGGCUAAACAGCUCAGUGAUGAGGUCAAUAGGUUGAUAAAUGAGAAUGAAAAUCUAAAGAAGGAUCUAGAGAUGCUGAAAUCAUUGAAAAAUCCCCUGGAGACACCCUAUGAUAAACGAGACACCCUAGGAUUGCGCUCUAAUGUUUACCCACCACCAACUUUUAAAGUUCGAGGCUCUGCGAUACCAGCCACAAGACUUCCACAGCAUUUAUUUUCCACUUAUUCCUCCACUGGAACAUCACCAUCACAAUCCAUCUCCCCUGUAACAUCACCAGUGCCCAUGUCAUUUUCAUCAGCAUCCAAUGCAUCCUCAUCUUACCUCCUUCAAAACCCUCAUGAAAGUUCUCUGGCCUACCCACCUCGAGGCCCAACUCAGAGAUCCCCAAUGAGCCGUUCUGAAUCUGACUUUUUGAGCUUACCACGCAGCCCCCGCGGCUCAACAGCUGAAAGUUCCCAAAGUAGUGUGGGACAGUUUUCUGAGAAUAUCUCCAUGCCACAGCAAGCUUCAAAAAAAGGCACUGUGCCAAAAACUAGUGGAGAAUACCUCACUUGCCCAAAGUGUGGUAAAGAAUUUGAAAGUGCAGAACUUGUGAGCCAUAUUGACAUAUGUGCAGAUUAGCUAUGUUGGUCUGAGAUAAUUUUGUUCACUUGUGAUAUCAAACUGUGCAACAUGGAACUAAUUAUCAGAAAUUAAUUAUGCCUUUAGUUGAGAUGGAAAUUAUGCCAUCUGCCUACUGCAAACAGUACCCAGAUUAAUGCUGUGUGGUCUGACAUAACUAUAACAAAAGAAGAUAUUCUCAUAGGUAUCUUUUUGAAUGUUUCUAUUGCUUGCCUGAUGCUUUUGUUUAUUUCAAAUGAUUUUUACGUUGUUCCGGUAUUUAUUUUAGUUAAAAGUAAAAAUUUAAAAUAACAUCUUUGUUUUUUAAUGCUUUCUUCAAUUGCCAUGUU
Messenger RNA from Physella acuta, 2275 nucleotides. RefSeq lists its product as uncharacterized. The record is from RefSeq and is a predicted model, not a curated record. Lineage: Eukaryota; Metazoa; Mollusca; Gastropoda; Physidae. Gene Ontology annotation, biological process: mitotic cytokinesis; regulation of phosphatidylinositol 3-kinase/protein kinase B signal transduction.